AUGGGCUAUGUGUGUGUACACAGCCCAGUCACACCCAACACUGCCCCCGGAGACAGGAGAAUCAAGGACGGAGCCACGAGCAGCGACGGACGCAAGGAGAGGGACAUUGGGUUUAACCUAGACUUGCCUCUGACACGGACAUCGGUAAAUGUAACACUUGCGCGCUGGAGAUCAGACCAGUCCCACACAAUGGCGGUGACGUGGACCUUGUUCUCACGGGCAGGGUAUCAGGCGGAGACUGGGAGUCAGGAUCAACACCAGUGGUUCUGGACCCGGCGGCCCCGCCCGCGGAAGUUGGCACCGAGCAUCACCGAGCCAGAGGCUGAACCAAAGAGACUCAACUCACCUCAGUCGGAUAACUUGGCCGGGAGCGCAGCGCCAGCCGGCCACAUCUCCAUGGACGCUCUUCCUCUGGUCUUCGUUGUUCAGGUGUUCCGGGUUUGCGCAACGCGUUUCUGUCCGAGUUCCUCCCGUCACCUAACAGAUAACUUUAAUUUAAGGGAUAUGUUUCCAGUUGCAGGAUUCGGGCCUUUUCCGUCCGGGGCCCGGGAUGUUGUGACUGCUGAUGUCGGUCAGACGGUUGAAUUGUCCUGUAAGACAGAGUACAAAGUGGAAAUCGCGGACCACGUCCUCUGGUACAAACAGCGUGCGGACCAGGCCCCGAUAGCAAUCAAGACCAUCGGCUGCGCACAGACCGGCUGCAGGGCGACUUUAGAUAAAGGUCCCGGGGAUAACACGUCCACUCUGAGAAUCCGGGACGCCCAGGUUGAUGACUCGGGUGUAUAUUACUGCUAUGGACGGGAUAACUAUGCUUCAUUCGCGAGAGGACUCACGCUUCUGGUCGGAGACAGCUCCACCAACGAGACCAGUCUGCUGGUGUUUGUGCCACAGAUUGAGACAAACGACUCGGCCCCCCUGGUGUGUCAGGUCAGCGGCCUUUCCUCCAACGUGGUUGUCAUUUACUGGAACAUCUCGGGACAGCUGACGGAAGGACGGAGUGACUCGGGCAGGAUUGAGACGGAUCACAGCUACAGCGUUAGAAGUCAAGUGUUGGUCCCGGCUGGAGUUUGGUGGGGCGGGGAGAUCUGUACAUGCAUUGUGCAAAUGGGGAGCGCGGACAAGACCCGGACCAAGAGCGUGUCCCGUCCCAUCCCCACCCCAGACCAUGGUGAGUUGGAACACGGCACAGGUGAGAUUAUGUUCAUCAAGGUGUCAUCUGCCGUUCAGUGUUUAUGUUGA
This is a messenger RNA of Amblyraja radiata (thorny skate), 1239 nucleotides long. RefSeq lists its product as uncharacterized. The coding region runs from base 1 to 1239 and encodes 412 amino acids. The transcript is spliced from 4 exons. The record is from RefSeq and is a predicted model, not a curated record. NCBI's taxonomy places the organism in Eukaryota, Metazoa, Chordata, Chondrichthyes, Rajiformes, Rajidae. Gene Ontology annotation, biological process: response to bacterium.